AGUAGACUUGAGAUGGAUAGUAAAUUAGUGAGAGAGCUAAGAGCAUAUUUGGGUGCAAUAUUUUUGCAGUUUGGGUAUGCAGGCUUAGGUAUAAUAGCAAAGUUAGCUCUGAAUAAGGGAAUGAGCAAUUACACAUUUGCUGUCUACAGAAAUCUGGUGGCCGCCAUCGUCGUAGCCCCUUUUGCCUUUGCCUUGGAAAGGAAAACCAGGCCAAAAAUGACACUCUCCAUUUUCAUCAAAAUAUCCCUCCUUGCUCUAUUGGAGCCUGUGAUAGAUCAAAACUUGUACUACAUUGGGCUGAAGAGCACAACAGCUACAUUUGCAGCCGCGAUGUGGAACACGGUUCCGGCCCUCACCUUUCUAUUUGCGUGGCUCUUCAGGCUUGAAACCGUCAACUUCAGAAAACUGCACAGCCAAGCAAAGGUUGUGGGAACUGUAGUAACUCUAGGUGGAGCAAUGAUAAUGACUUUGGUAAAAGGCUCUGUUAUAGAAUUGCCAUGGACCAGACAAAACGCCAACUCUAACUCUCUUGCUGAAGAAAUACACCCCCACCAAUUUAUCAUGGGAGCUAUUAUGAUUGGAGCUGGUUGUAUUUGUGGCUCCCUUUUCUACAUUCUACAGGCGAUCACGUUGAAGUCGUACCCAGCAGCGAUUUCCCUCACCGGCCUCAUAUGCAUGUUCGGAGCAUUGCAAGGGACCGUCCUCACUCUCGUGGUCGAGAGGGGCAAUGCUCACAUCUGGUCAAUUGGAUGGGACACCUCACUUUUAGCUUAUGUUUAUGGUGGAUUAAUAUGUUCUGGAGUGGCCUACUAUGUAUCAGGAGUCAUCAUGAAGGACAAAGGCCCGGUUUUCGUUACUUCCUUCAAUCCUCUAAACAUGGUGAUUGUUGCCGGCAUGAGCUCUUUCAUUCUGGCCGAGCAGCUCAACGUCGGCAAGGUAGCAGGAGCCACGGUGAUCGUGAUUGGGCUCUACCUAGUUAUAUGGGGAAAGACUCGCGAUCAAAGCGUAUCCACGUAUCCUCAAUCGGAACUUGUCCACCAAUCACCGCAGAAUCAAACCUCCAACACACAUGUCUCCAAGCCAACUUCCGACGACAGUGUUGUUUAAGAGGAACAAUUUUCAUCAUAAAGUAUACAUUAAGAAAACAAAUAAUCGAGGCUUAUUAUAUUUUCUGUAAGAGCAGAGUUGAGACAUUGUUAUCUAAAUUCAUCAAUACAAAUGUCUAAGCAAUCACAGCUCAAAUACUUGUGGUUAUAGUUCAAUCUGAAAUGGGCACUUAGAAGAUCUCCCAUGAAAAUCAGAUUUGUAUUGUAGUAUCUAUGCAAAAAAGUUUUGAAGAAUUUACAAGAAUGUCAUUUUAAUUAAA
Molecule: messenger RNA, 1366 nt
Organism: Salvia hispanica
Lineage: Eukaryota; Viridiplantae; Streptophyta; Magnoliopsida; Lamiales; Lamiaceae
Product: WAT1-related protein At2g39510-like
Cellular component (GO): membrane
Molecular function (GO): transmembrane transporter activity
Source: RefSeq, a predicted model, not a curated record